Protobothrops mucrosquamatus (brown spotted pit viper) is the source of this 864-nucleotide messenger RNA. RefSeq names its product homeobox protein DLX-3-like. Gene Ontology annotation, molecular function: RNA polymerase II cis-regulatory region sequence-specific DNA binding; DNA-binding transcription factor activity, RNA polymerase II-specific. The record is from RefSeq and is a predicted model, not a curated record. Lineage: Eukaryota; Metazoa; Chordata; Lepidosauria; Squamata; Viperidae. Gene Ontology annotation, biological process: regulation of transcription by RNA polymerase II; epithelial cell differentiation; embryo development. The transcript has 3 exons. Bases 1 to 864 code for a protein of 287 amino acids.
AUGAGUGGAUCCUUUGAUAAGAAGAUUGCCAGCAUUUUGACUGACAUUUCCAGCUCACUCAGUUGCCAUGCAGCCACCAAGGACUCCCCUACGUUUCCUGAAUUACCUAUUACGGACCUGGAAUGCUACAGCACCCCACUUACUCAACAUGUAUAUUACACCAGUCAACCUUAUACUCAACCUUUGAACCACUAUGCAUACCAACCUCAAUUUAACUUCAAUGGGAUUGGGGCUGCUGGGACAUAUUCCCCUAAAUCUAAUUAUCCUUAUUGCACCUCAUAUAGGCAAUAUGGAUCUUUCCGGGAUCAGCAGUUGCCUAGCCAAGAAACAGUUUCAGUGAAGGAAGAAUCUGAAGUGCAGAUAGUCAAUGGAAAACCCAAAAAAAUCCGAAAGCCCCGCACAAUUUACUCCAGCUACCAGCUGGCUGCUCUGCAAACACGAUUCCAAAAGGCACAGUAUCUGGCAUUGCCAGAGAGGGCAAAGUUGGCUGCACAACUUGGACUGACCCAAACUCAGGUAAAAAUCUGGUUCCAGAAUAGAAGAUCCAAAUUUAAGAAAUUGUACAAAAAUGGAGAGGUCCCCUUGGAAGACAGCCCAAAUAACAGUGACUCCAUGGCUUGCAAUUCUCCACCAUCUCCCACCCUCUGGGACAAUAACUCUCAUAAUAACCCAGCCAGCAGAAGCCAAAUCCCCCAGCCACUCUCUUAUAACUCUCCCCCAAGCUACUUGGAACAUCACAAUUCUUGGUUCCAUCAUCAGAACCUGAACGGGCCUCACAUACAACAACAGGGACCUCCGCCCACUUCUGGCUCUAUGCAUCACCCAUCUCCAGGGCCUCCUCCCAAUCCUGGAGCGGUUUAUUAA